UAUUUCGAGAUGAAUAUCAAUACGACGUGCGUAGACAAUAUGACAAAUGUUCAAUCUCCAGACAGAUCAGAUUAUCUGAUACUCCAGGUAGAAACAGUACGAUUAAUUAGAAAUAUUUGUUAUCUUGGAAUAACACCAUUUUUGGUAAUCGUCGGACUAAUUCUGAACUCACUUUGUUUUAUGCUGUUUUGUAGAAUAGGGAACAAAUCUUCAACUGUUAUUAUGUUAUUUGCAAUAACUGUCACAGAUGUUUUUACAUUAGUAAAUGGAGGACUCAAUUCUGUAUUUUAUGCUUCACAGACGUACGAGGUGCCUUUCACUAAAAACCAGCAGAGACUUACAGCCCCCAUAUACUCUACAUACUUGAAUUCUCUUCCUGGAAGAAUCGGAAACUUCAUUAUAUUCCUUAUUUCACUGGAGAGGCUUUUCUGCGUAUUGCAGCCACUGAAGAUUCGUAUGUACUCGACGAAACGGAACUCAUAUAUAGCUGUAUGCGUGGCGUUCAUUUUACCAGCAACCUCCAGUAUACCGAAUCUGUUCCUUUAUAAUACUGAAAAAGUGUAUUCAAAUACCACAGGUCAGUUUACAACCGUUUUAAGAGCAACGUCUUAUGGUAAGGAUAAAGAUCUAACAAAUGCAGUAUAUAUAACACAGGAAAUUCUAUGGCGUUAUAUACCUGUCAUAGGAGUUACUGUCGCAAGUUCAAUCACCGCUAUGUUAGUAUUACUAAAUGCUAAACGUCGUUUGGUCAUGGCUAAAGCUAGCAUAAAAUCCAGGCCAGAGAGUCAAACUAUGAAUAAAGAAAGCCAGGUCACAAGAAUGCUGUUGGUUGUAACUGCCGUGUUCGUUCUUUGUCAACUACCAGGUACUAUAUUACGUAUGAUAAUAAACAUCCAUCCUGACAUGAAUCCUAUGCGGUACUUAAACAAUGUAUACGAAGUUGCUUUCCCGAUAACGUAUGUUAUGUUAGUCAUUAAUUCUGUCGUGAAUUUCAUCAUCUAUUACAAUACGAGCACUAUAUACAGGACAAAAAUAAGACAGAUGUUUAACUGGUCUCCAUCUGAGAAAAUGAAGAGCACGUAUUCAAUGUCAAAUAGUCAUACCAACUGUUCAUUUAUACCUGAUCACACUGCGAAUGACUUCUAA
Molecule: messenger RNA, 1146 nt
Organism: Mytilus trossulus (common blue mussel)
Lineage: Eukaryota; Metazoa; Mollusca; Bivalvia; Mytilida; Mytilidae
Product: FMRFamide peptide receptor frpr-18-like
Exons: 1
Coding region: 10-1146 (378 amino acids)
Biological process (GO): G protein-coupled receptor signaling pathway
Cellular component (GO): membrane
Molecular function (GO): G protein-coupled receptor activity
Source: RefSeq, a predicted model, not a curated record